Messenger RNA from Aspergillus homomorphus CBS 101889, 2256 nucleotides. RefSeq names its product RNA exonuclease. Gene Ontology annotation, cellular component: nucleus. The record is from RefSeq and is a predicted model, not a curated record. Bases 1 to 2256 code for a protein of 751 amino acids. Gene Ontology annotation, molecular function: nucleic acid binding; exonuclease activity. The transcript has 2 exons. Lineage: Eukaryota; Fungi; Ascomycota; Eurotiomycetes; Eurotiales; Aspergillaceae.
AUGGCCGGAACCAAAAAACGCAAGUACGCCGACUGCUCGGACGACGAAAGCCCCGUGAAGUCCAAUUCAGAUACAGGGAAUGGCUUCGGAGUAGCGCAAACCCUUGCGACACUUCAACGGUCGACAUCCGAGUCGAACGGCAACCACACGAAUGCUGCUACAUCCGACACCGCGGUCGAUCAACCGCAAAGUGCGGCUCAGCGACCGUCCAAGAAAAAGCGGGUGGAUGGGGUCAAGACCAAGUAUCCUGUUCUCACCUACGUCGAAGGGCGAUUACAAUCUUCGAUCCGAAUCGCCGAUCUACAAAGCCUGCUUCUUUACUGUUUCGCGGACGGCAUUGCACCACAAUGGAUCUCCAUCAAGCACUCGGGCUAUGUUCGAAAGAUUGUGGUAGUCAUGGUACCUGGUCUGGAACUUGGUAUGCUCGACGGAUCUAUACCUUUGAAACCCGAGGAGGCUAGCGAGGCGAUGGACGUGGAUCAGACAGAGCAGAAGGAUUCGGCAGAUACAGAAGCCGGUGAGAAACAGGAGGAGGACCCCAAGGCGGCGGAUUUUGCCCGGUGGAAGCAAGGCUUGCCUCUGGAGGAUCGGUCUCAUCGGUUCAAUCCCCGUCCUUUGACGCGCGAGGGUCUUCCAGAACCUUUACAGUCAUUGGCGGACAUGUUCCCUCAUGCUUGGCCGGUCAAGGCGCCUGGAGAUACCAAAUAUAACAAGGUCCACUCGCCUCUUCAAGCAAUGCUGCUCACUGCCCUUCCGAAGAACAAGGAGGGUAACAACGCCAAGGGUCCGAAACCACCCAAAGCGGAUAAGAACUACGUCUCUCAGCGAACCCCUAUCACCACAUUCAUUAGUUCCGUCGAGGAUCUGCGCGAAAAUGACUACGUUCUACAUCCGGCUCUUAUGGCCACCGAGCAGGAGAAGUUGACAUUGGAGGAGAACCGCAAGCGAGCCGGCCAAUCCACCGACGAUGGCUGGGUUGACACCCGUGUUGAGAGUCUAGAAGCUGGUCAAGUGCCAGACUCCGAGAUUCAACAGGGAAGCAUGACCGCUGGACGUGAGGUACUGGCGCUGGACUGCGAGAUGUGCAUCACCGAAGGUGGCCAGUCGGAACUCACGCGAAUCAGUUUGGUUCGUUGGGACGGCGAAAUUGUACUAGACGAACUCGUGAAGCCCCAAAAGCCUAUCAUCGAUUACCUCACGCGGUUCUCCGGCAUUACCAAGGAAAAGCUCGACCCCGUCACCAUUACCCUUGCCGACAUUCAGGCGAAGCUCCUCACUAUCCUCACCCCGCGAGCGAUCCUCGUCGGUCACUCCCUCAACUCCGAUAUGAACGCCCUCAAGAUGACUCACCCCUUCAUUGUCGACACCACCUUCAUCUACCCCCACCCCCGCGGCCCACCCCUCAAGUGCAGCCUGAAAUGGCUCAUGCAGAAGUACAUGGGCAAAGAGAUCCAAAAGGGCCAGACAGGCCAUGAUUCCGUUGAAGACGCGCGCGCCGUGCUCGAGCUCGUCAAGCAGAAGUGCGAAAAGGGCGAACGCUGGGGCACGGGCGAUAACUCCAACGAAAGCAUCUUCAAACGACUCGCCCGCUCCACGCGACCCGGCAAGCACGCGCCUUCAACCACUACCACUUCCCCCAACAACGGCACCGACACCACCCCCGAAGGCCGCACCGGCGCCGUCGUCGACUGGGGUAACCCGGAGCGAGGCUUCGGCGCACAAGCGACGGUCGCAAUCGGCUGCACCGACGACAACGACGUCGUCAAGGGCAUCUCGGUCGCAGUUAACGGCGACGCAGCCAACCCGAACAUCCCGGGCGGCGGCGUGGAUUUCACAUGGGCGCGCCUGCGCGAACUCGAGCUGCACCGCGGCUUCUGCAACCGCCUGCCCGACCCAAAUAACGCAAACGAAUCGACCGCGGUGGUGGUGCCCGCUCCCGAGGAAACGACCUCCGACACAGCUACUGCUACCACCGCGACAGCGUCGCUAUCGGACGUGGUCGCGCGCACAAUCUCCAACAUCCAGCGCAUCUAUGACGCGCUGCCGCCGUGUACGCUGUUCAUGGUCUACUCGGGCACCGGCGACCCGCGCGAAGUCUCCCGGCUCCAGGCGAUGCACAAACAGUUUCGCGAGGAGUAUAACUCCAAGAAGCCGUGGGAUGAGCUGAGCGUCAAGUGGACGGACACGGAGGAGCAGGCGCUCAAGAAGGCCUGUGAGCGGGCUCGCGAGGGCUGCGGGUUUAUGUGUGUGAAGUAA